AUGGUUAAAAUAGAGCCCUUUGCCGUCGAGCAAUGGAUGGACGACUACGAAACAACGGCAACCUACAACCUAGCAGAAACAUGCUGCGCAUCCAUCUCCCUCACCGAUCUACAGAACCUCUCCGAGCAGCCAUCAAGCUCUGAAAACUCGCAGUCCAUCGUUUCCCUAUUCUCCAACAACACAAAGCUGACUUACGGCGCAAUUCGCGGCUCCGAAGCCCUGCGUGGCCACCUCUCACGCCUCUACUCCGUCAAGACACCCACCGUCCUACCGCCGGACAACGUCCUAAUCACUUCUGGCGCAAUUCAGGGCAAUUUUUUGCUACACUAUGCGUUGGUACAGCCGGGGGAUCAUGUCAUUGUGCAUUAUCCGACGUAUCAGCAAUUGUACUCUGUGUCGGAGAUUAUAGGAGCAGAGGUCAGCCUGUGGAAGGCGAAGGAGUCGGAGAGUGAUGAGAAUGGGUGGGUAUUGGAUACGGAGGAGUUGAAAGGGUUGAUAAGGCCUAAUACGAGGAUGAUUGUUUUGAAUAACCCGCAAAAUCCAACCGGCGCAUUAAUACCCAAAUCCAAAUUACAAGAGAUCGUGGAUAUUGCCAAAGGGCAGUCGAUAAUCAUUCAUGCCGACGAAGUCUACCGCCCUAUAUUUCACGGCAUAUCACCACUCGACAACGAGUUCCCUCCUUCUUUAUUAUCGUUGGGCUACGAGAAUGUCGUCGUGACAGGCUCAAUGUCAAAAGCGUACAGUCUAGCCGGUAUUCGGGUAGGCUGGAUCGCCGCACGCAACAAAGAGAUCAUCGACAAAUGUAUGGUCUGCAGAGACUACACGACUAUAUCAGUCAGUCAGAUCGACGACGCUGUUGCGUCCUACGCGCUGGCACCGCAUACAAUCCACAGCUUAUUACUCCGCAAUAUUCAACUGGCCAAGACGAAUCUGGCGAUUCUCGAGACAUUCAUUGAAGGGCACAGAUGGGCGUGUGAUUGGAGAAAGCCGCGUGCCGGCACAACGGCGUUUGUGAGGUUUAAUAAAAUGGGUCGACCUGUGGACGAUGUCGCUUUUUGUAAGUUGCUGCAUGAGAAAAAGGGUGUGUUGGUUGUGCCGGGUAGUCGGUGUUUUGGUCACGAUUUCAAGGGUUAUGUGCGGUUUGGGUAUGUGUGCGAAACCGAGGUUUUGGAACAGGGGCUGGAGAAGUUGAGGGAAUUUAUGAAGGGGGAGUAUGUUGAUGAUGUUCCUUUGGCGAAAUGA
Talaromyces amestolkiae is the source of this 1242-nucleotide messenger RNA. RefSeq lists its product as uncharacterized. The record is from RefSeq and is a predicted model, not a curated record. The transcript is spliced from 3 exons. Gene Ontology annotation, biological process: biosynthetic process. The coding region runs from base 1 to 1242 and encodes 413 amino acids. Lineage: Eukaryota; Fungi; Ascomycota; Eurotiomycetes; Eurotiales; Trichocomaceae. Gene Ontology annotation, molecular function: catalytic activity; pyridoxal phosphate binding.